CUUCGUGUUUGCAAUGAUGAUGAGCUUCGUGGUUCUCUCGGGUUGCUGCUCAGCGAAGAUCUACAAAGUGGGAGACUCCGAGGGAUGGACUGCCAAGGACGACGUCUAUUACACGUGGGCCGAGACCGACCAUAAGGAGUUCCACGUUGGAGAUUCUCUGGUCUUCGAAUACGAUCCCAUUGUCAACGACGUGACUCAUGUUUCCGGCGCUCUGGAAUAUGAGUUUUGCGACUAUUCUUCUCCUAAAAUUGUCUACAACACAGGACACGAUGUCGUGACUCUCAUGGAACCAGGUUUUCACUACUUCAUCACCUCGAAUCAAGUUCAAUGCGUAUUGGGACAGAAGCUCGAAGUUCUUGUCAUCCAUGACCCGUCACGUCCGGUUCCUCCACCACCACCGAGCAAGAUCCUUCCUGUCGGAAAUACCUACAAGGUCGGAGGAGACUCAGGAGGAUGGAAAGUGUAUGAUAGUGACUUCUAUAACAAGUGGAGUGAGGAGAAACAGUUUCAUGUUGGAGAUACUUUGUUUUUCGAAUACGACAACGAAGUCAGCGACGUGUAUGAAAUCAACGGUGAUCUAGAAUUUAUGACGUGCGACCCAACGUCUCCUGUAGCUGUGCACAAGACAGGACACGAUCUUGUUAGGCUUAUGGAACCGGGAGUUCAUUAUUUCAUAACCUCACCCUCGGGUUCUUGUGAAGCUGGGCUUAAGCUUCGAGUGAUGGUGGGACCACAAUCCAAAGCUGUUGUUUUCCCUAAUUUUCCCAAGAAGGUGGACUUGUCAGCUAUGGAGCGCCUCAACAACUGGUUGAAGACUUUCAAACCCCAGCCCCAUCAUUAAACCAUUUGUUUUUGUUUAUUGGUUUGAUUAUUUGUAACCAGUUUGGAGUUAUUGUUGU
Brassica oleracea var. oleracea is the source of this 899-nucleotide messenger RNA. RefSeq names its product early nodulin-55-2-like. Gene Ontology annotation, cellular component: plasma membrane. The coding region runs from base 14 to 841 and encodes 275 amino acids. The transcript has a single exon. The record is from RefSeq and is a predicted model, not a curated record. Gene Ontology annotation, molecular function: electron transfer activity. Lineage: Eukaryota; Viridiplantae; Streptophyta; Magnoliopsida; Brassicales; Brassicaceae.